UAUAUAAAUUCGUCCCACGUCGCGUCACACAUCUAUCGGUCCCCCGCCUCUAUCCUUUCUCUCCGCACAAGGUGCCCCUGCCGCCCAGCCGCCAUGAGGAAGCCGACCCGACGACGAGGAACCUCAGCGAAAGGCAGCUCCGGCGGCGGUAUCAGUAAGGCGGCAACACUGCCGGCGAAGCAGAUGGUCUUGUCCGGCUACCGUGGCACCGUAGACGCGUUUGACUGCCUCCCCGACGACCUCGUGCUCGCCGUGUUAGCCGGCAUCGCGGCGCGCGCCCGGUGCCCCGCCGACCUCGCUGCGGCGGCGCUACCGUGCAGGAGGUUCCGGGACCUCGCGGCGCACCCCGCCGUGCUGUCGCGUGCGUCGGCGGCGGCCGUCGCCGUGCCCGCGGGAAGGUGGUCGGAUGCGGCGCACCGGUUCUUGCGGCGGUGCGCGGCCUCCGGCAACCUCCACGCCUGCUACCUACUCGGCAUGGUAUGUAACCGACCGACCGACGACCUCCGCACUCUUCUGCUUCUUGGAACUGCCAAUUCGUUCCUCUGUUUCCUGAGCCAUGGUAUCUAUCUGUCUGUGUCGCGUGCGGCUGUUGAUGAUUCCAGGUGCUGUUCUACUGUAUCGGGGGCAGAGCGACGGGGGCGGCGCUACUGGCGCGCUCGGCGGCGGGCGGGCACGCGGCGGCGCUGUACGCGCUCGCCGUGGUGCAGUUCAACGGCAGUGGCGGCGACAAGGCGGACAAGGACCCCCGCGCGGGCGUGGCGCUGUGCGCGCGGGCCGCGUGGCUCGGCCACGUCCCUGCGCUCCGCGAGCUCGGCCACUGCCUCCAGGACGGCUACGGCGCGCGCCGCGCCGCCGCAACCGGACGCUACUUCCUGCUCCACGCCGCCGCACGCGAGCUCGUCUCCUCGCACUGCCGAAACGGCGAAGACGACGCUGCCAGCAGGUUCAUGGUGGAGUGGUGGGCGCUGCCCUCCAAGACAGGAGCACAAGGCGACGGCAACGACGCCGACGCCGACGCGCGCCUGUGCUCGCACCCGCGGUGCGGGCGGCGGGAGACGCGGCGGCACGAGUUCCGUCAGUGCUCGGCGUGCGGGUCCGCCAUCUACUGCUCGCGCGCGUGCCAGGCGCUCCAUUGGAAGCGCGCGCACCGUAGCCAGUGCGCGGCCGCUGCUAGCCGGUGGCUCGCCGCCGGGAACGCGCAGUGAACGUACGCUGGCCGGCUGGUCUACGCAACGCGAACGUUGCGCAUGUACGUAACUUGUGAAUAGUAGUAGUAGUACUAGGUAGUGCCACUACUACAUGUUGCCAUGUUGGUAGCUAGCUUUCAUUUCUUGCGUUAAUGCAAGGUUAAUUAAACUAGGUGAUUGCAUUUAUUUUGUAAUUUUUGGAUCAAUCAGUUGUUUGGGAUAAUGGUUGGAGACUUUGUUUGGAUUUUAA
Zea mays is the source of this 1437-nucleotide messenger RNA. RefSeq names its product MYND finger family protein. Gene Ontology annotation, molecular function: protein binding. The record is from RefSeq and is a predicted model, not a curated record. Bases 94 to 1257 code for a protein of 387 amino acids. The transcript is spliced from 2 exons. Lineage: Eukaryota; Viridiplantae; Streptophyta; Magnoliopsida; Poales; Poaceae.